GCCGCGCUCGGGCGUUCCGGCCCCCGCCAUGGCCGCCGCCGGCCGCCGCGACGCGCCCGAGGCGCCUGACUUCGGCAUCCUGAAGCGGCUGGCGCGGGACCAGCUCAUCUACCUGCUGGAGCAGCUCCCCGGGAAGAAGGACCUGUUCAUCGAGGCCGACCUGAUGAGCCCCCUGGACCGCAUCGCCAACGUCUCCAUCCUCAAGCAGCACGAGGUGGACAAGCUGUACAAGGUGGAGACCCGGCCGGCCCCCAGCGCCAGUGACCAGUUUUGCUUCCUCGUCCGGCCGCGGAUCAGGACGAUGCGGUACAUCGCCGAUAUUGUCAAUGCCGACAAGAUGUCAGGGAGGAGCAGGAAGUACAAGAUCAUCUUCAGCCCCCAGAAGUUUUACGCUUGCGAGAUGGUGCUGGAGGAGGAAGGAGUCUUUGGUGAUGUCACCUGCGACGAGUGGUCCUUCUACCUGCUCCCCCUGGAUGAGGACAUCAUCAGCAUGGAGCUGCCCGAGUUCUUCCGCGACUACUUCUUGCCUGCCCAGAGCUCUCGUGGUCCUGCAGGAGGGAGAUCACCGCUGGAUCAACUCUGUCGCUCGAGCCCUGCAGCUGCUGAACUCCCUGUACGGCCCUUUUGGCAGAGCCUACGGGAUCGGCAGAUGUGCCAAGAUGAGCUACGAGCUGUGGCGGGACCUGGAGGAGGAGAGCGAGGGCGAUGGCCAGGGCAGGAAGCCUGAGAUUGGCAGCAUCUUCCUCAUGGACAGAGACACCGACUACGUGACGGCGCUGUGCUCGCAGGUGGUGUACGAGGGGCUGGUGGAUGACACAUUCCGCAUCAAGUGCGGGAGCGUGGAUUUUGGACCAGACGUCACCUCCUCUGACAAGAGCAUUAAGGUGCUGCUCAAUGCCCAGGACAAGGUCUUCAGCCAGAUUCGCAACGAGCACUUCUCCAGCGUGUUCGGGUUCCUGAGCCAGAAGUCCCGUAACCUGCAGGCACAGUAUGACCGGCGCCGCGGCAUGGACAUCAAGCAGAUGAAGAACUUCGUGUCCCAGGAGCUGAAGGGACUGAAGCAAGAGCAUCGCCUGCUGAGCCUGCAUAUUGGUGCCUGCGAGUCCAUCAUGAAAAAGAAAACCAAGCAGGACUUCCAGGAGAUGAUCAAGGCUGAACACUCUCUCCUGGAGGGCUUCGACAUCCGUGAGAGCACCAGCUUCAUAGAGGAGCACAUUGACCGGCAGGUGUCCCCCAUCGAGAGCCUGCGCCUCAUGUGCCUCCUGUCUAUCACGGAGAACGGUCUCGUCCCCAAAGACUAUCGCUCCCUCAAAACCCAGUACCUGCAGAGCUACGGCCCCGAGCACUUGCUGACCUUCCACAACCUGAAGCGCAUCGGGCUGCUGACGGAGCAGGCGGCCGGGGAGACCCUGACCGCGGUGGAGAGCCGGGUCAGCAAGCUGGUGACCGACCGUGCUGCCGGAAAGAUCACGGAUGCGUUUAAUUCUUUAGCCAGGAAGAGCAACUUUCGAGCCAUAAGCAAGAAGCUGGGGUUGAUCCCCCGGCUGGACGGCGAGUAUGACCUGAAGAUGCCGCGGGACAUGGCGUACGUCUUCAGCGGCGCCUACGUGCCCCUGAGCUGCAAGAUCAUUGAGCAGGUGCUGGAGCGCCGGGGCUGGCAGGGCCUGGAGGAGGUGCUGCGGCUGCUCAACGGACACGAGUUCUCUGUGUCAGACAGCACGGCGGAGGACGGCGCGGCCGCGGAGGCGCAGCGCGUCGUGCUCGCCGUGUUCCUGGGGGGCUGCACCUUCUCCGAGAUCGCGGCCCUGCGGUUCCUGGGCAAGGAGCGAGGGUGCAAGUUCAUCUUCCUGACCACGGCCAUCACCAACAGCGCCCGCGUCAUGGAGGCCAUGAGCGAGGCCCGCGCCUGAGGCCGAGAACGGCGGGGACGGGGGGGGGGGACGGCACGCGGCCGGCGCAUGCGCGGGGGCGCCGAGGCACCGCCCUGGGUGGGGUUCUCCCGCCGUACGGUCACGUGGCUGUUGUCAAACACGGAGCGCCGUUAUCUGACCCAA
Strigops habroptila (Kakapo) is the source of this 2054-nucleotide messenger RNA. It is a transcript of the gene VPS33B, whose product is annotated as VPS33B late endosome and lysosome associated. The coding region runs from base 327 to 1910 and encodes 527 amino acids. The transcript has 23 exons. Gene Ontology annotation, cellular component: lysosome; CORVET complex. NCBI's taxonomy places the organism in Eukaryota, Metazoa, Chordata, Aves, Psittaciformes, Psittacidae. The record is from RefSeq and is a predicted model, not a curated record. Gene Ontology annotation, biological process: vesicle-mediated transport; intracellular protein transport.